Molecule: messenger RNA, 7094 nt
Organism: Anopheles merus
Lineage: Eukaryota; Metazoa; Arthropoda; Insecta; Diptera; Culicidae
Product: proteasome activator complex subunit 4A-like
Exons: 9
Coding region: 665-6421 (1918 amino acids)
Biological process (GO): proteasomal ubiquitin-independent protein catabolic process
Cellular component (GO): cytosol; nucleus
Molecular function (GO): peptidase activator activity; proteasome binding
Source: RefSeq, a predicted model, not a curated record
UGUCGAGCUGCCUCUCGCUUGUGGUGUGUGAAAAAAUGUCGAACGUAAUGACUGUUCAGAACGAGCGAGAGAGAGUAGUGGCGUUUUGUCACUUUGCAUUCAUUAAAUAAACGCAAAGGUUUAGUUUUGUGUGUUUGUUCCAGCGAGAAAACGGAAAACUCCCCUCCCUCACGCGAGUAAAUAAUUUGUCCAGUCAUUGUGGCCGUGAAGAGACUAGAGUGCAUUUCAUUCCACAACGAACGAACGAGAGUUGGUGUGCGUACGGAGCAGGAAGCAGGAAAUUCGUUCCGUCCGUGUCGACGAGAGACUGCCAGAGUGUCCGAGUUUCAGCAAAACAUUCCCAGGCUCAGGGUGCGAUGUGCGUUGGGAGAGGUGCAAUCUGUAGCGAUAUCGAAAUAGUCUGAAGCGCAAUAUUGGAUGCACGGCAAACGCACACAGCACGGCGACAACAACGGUACAACGAAACGAACGAAGGUCGCCCAUCGUGUCGUCAGACAUUUGAGACGCAGACCCAGCGCAGGAAAAGGGUUUUGAGAUCUGCAACCAUCAGCGAACAUCGAACAGUCUGUGCCUGCGUUUUUUAUCGUUAGGGAAGAAAUCGCUUAGCUAGUGCAUCCUUAGUUUCCGGGUGGUGCAACGGUGUCGUGCGAGAACGACCACCACGAUGGCACAGUCCCUCUCGACGGAGUCGUGCUCGUCGCUGAGCACACUGGCGGAAACGGAUACGACCAGCUCGACCGUGGUGGACGACGAGAGUAGCGACAGUAUCGAGCAGAACCGGCCGAAACGCAAUGAGCGCCACGAGAAGCUCGGGUUCAAGCCGCAGAAGGAGCUGUUCUGCAACAAAUUUCUACCCUACACGGAGAAGCUGGACGAUGAGUCACAGGCCAACCUGGAGCGUAUCAAGAACAAUCUCGGCAAGGCGGUGGCAAUGCGCGAGAUGGGCCCCGCAGUUAUGCUGAACAUCCGGAACUUGGUGACAUAUAUUAAACUGUACGGCAUGAAGUUUUCCAAAGAGGAUCACGUGAAGUUCGUACAGCUGCUGCUCGAAAUGCUCGUCAUUCCCAAGCUCGAUCCGGAUGCUAUUAACAAAAUCAGCGAAGCAAUCUUCUUUCUACUACGCAAGCGCGAAUGGCUCAGUACGGAAGAUUUGCAGAUCGAGUGGCGACCGCUGUACGAUCUGUUCCAUCUGGUCGUGUCGCGGCUAAGCAAAAAGGGUGAACUGUUCAACACCACAUCGAAGAACCGAAACGAAAGCACGAAAUCACCGCUGGCACUGUUGCUCGAAGCCGCCGCCGAGGAGAUGGGCUACGAUGUGUCCACCGUGGCCCAGUAUCUCGGUAUCGAGAUGGACGCUAAUGGACAGGAGAAAGCGACCAUGGAGGCCAACCUGCAAUGUGCAAUACAAGUGUGUACACCCUACUUUCCGCCGUCCGCAAUGCAGGAAAUAUUGGACGAGCUGAUGCCGCGGAUACAGCCCCUGGACAAUGGUAGCGGUUGCGAGGUGGUCACCAUACUGAACAUCUUUCUCAACUACGAGCAGGGGUACGAGCUGUGGUUCGACAAGCUGAUGUCGAUCUGGAACGCGUACCACAACCCACCGUGGGCGGGCGACCUGAUGACGAUGUUUGCGGUGGUUGGGCUGAAGAACAUCGGCCACAUCGACUGGGAGCCGCACAUUCCGACCAUGUUUGCGCGCAUCACGCGCGCGAUUAACUUCCCCGUGAACUACCGCAACACGAAGGGGGGCCGGGCGAAUGGGCUGCAGCCGGACGCGAUCGCGACGUGGAUUGUGUCAGCGCUGGGGCCGCGCAGCAGCGCCCAGCAGUACCUGAGCACGUUCAUGUCGACGAUCGAGUCGUACCUGCAUCCGGCCAACACGGGCAAGUGGGUGAAAAUGUUGGGCGAAAUCUUGAUCCUGCUGCCGCGGUUCUUCAUCGAUCGGCUCGUGGUCGAGCGGUAUCGCAAGGGGCACCAUAUCCGGCCGAUACCGAGCGAGCACAAGCUGACCGAGGAGUGCAUUACCGCGUUCGUGGAGUGCAUGAAACCGGUCGCCCUGCAGGCGAUGUAUUCGCGACUGAACCCGCAGGAGGUGGGGAAAAUAUUCCAAUGCUUGGCCGACCUGCGGCCGGCCCUGAUCAUUCCGACCAUUAUCGAGCGCGUGUACACGAGCCUCGAUUCGUUGACGGAGCCGCGCAAGCUGACGGCCGCCCUGCACGGGCUGAUCGGUGUGUCGCGUGCGCUCGUGUCGGGCCACAAGGGCUACACCGAGGGCCGCACGCACGUGAUACCGCUGUUUCUGGCCACCCUGCCCGGGAUCGAUGGUAACGAUCUGAUGAAAACGGUCAUCACGUUCCAGUUCCUGACGUCGGUGGCGUUCCUGAUACCGAUCAUCGAUUGCUCGCAGGCGGGCCAGCACCACACCAACCUGACCGACGACGAGCGGCUGCUGUGCGAGCAGACGGCCGACUUCGAGAGCUUCGCGCUGCAGUAUCUGGACCGGCUGUUCCUGCUGAUCGAGAACAGCUCCACCAACAACGUGCGCAUGGAGCAGUCCGACCUGGACACGGCUCGCUCGAAGGCGGAAUCGCUGCUCGAGCCGAUGGUGCAGACCUGCACGCACGGCAUCAUGGGCCAGUCGUCGGAUAAGAUUGUGGCGGCCGCGGCCAAGAAGCUGAUGGAGUUCGUCCAGACGCGCCUGUUCGAGCAGAACGUGGCCGGCCAGCUGGUCGGUUGUCUGGUGCGCCUGUUCGCCCGCAUCCACGGCAGGGAGGUGUUGCGCGUGCUGCUGCCGCACGUGCUGCGCCUGAUCGAGGACUACAUGGGCGAGCACGACGAGGUAGAGGAGCUGGAGAAGCACAACGACGAGAUGCUGUACUAUCUGGUGCUGCUGUCCAACCUGGUGCGGGGCGAUCCGCGCAUCAUACGCAACUACGUGGACGAUCUGCUGCCGACGCUGGACCGGCUGGCCAAGUUUAAGUGCAAGCGCGUCGCGCGCUAUCUGGCCCAGAUCGUUGGCAAUCUGAUGAACAACAUGUCCACGGUGCAGACGAUGGACAUUCGCAACAGCCCGGACUGCUUCCAGAAACCGCUGUCGGAGAUUGUGCCGGUGAAGCGGUGGGGCGAAAAGAUGGCCCCGGACGGUAAGAUCGAGUGGCGCGUCCCGGACGAGGGCGCUCGGGCGGUCUGUGAGCGCAUUAUGCAUCGCUACCUGCCCGGGCUGCUGGCCAAGCUCGAGCAGCACAGUGCCGGGGAGGUGACGUUGCCGCGGGAAGAGCUGCACCGGAGCGUUAUGAUGGUGCAGGCGCUCAUUCGCUGCUACAACUUUCUGCCCAACUGGACGGACGAGGAACCGAUGAAGCUGUUCGAGACGUGCGUCGAUUUGCGCGAGCUGCAGCUGAACGUGACGCUCGGGUUCGAGGGGCUGGAAAUCCGCAUGCCGGGCGGGGAGAACGUGCGCAAGGCGAUCAUACGCACGAUUGCGCGGCUGCAGGACCGCCUGCUGGAGGUGUCGGAGGACGACACGCAGACGCUGAAAGCGAUCGUCACGCUGUACGAGAAGGUGCUGCUGCGCAAGCACCCGAACGGGUCGUACGAGAUGCAGCUGAAAACGUUCAACUCGACCAAGCGCUUCCAGACGUACCAGCUGACGCGCUGCAAGCGGGACGUCCGGGCGGUGGUGGUGACGCGCGUCAUCAUACAGCAGGACUGCCGGGACGAGAUGAGCCUGCCGCUGUUCAGCGCCACCCAUCUGGAGGUGAUGAAGAAGCUGCUCGAGCUGUCCGUCUCCUACUACUCGACCGUGCGGAUCGAGGCGCAGGCCAAGCUGCACGACAUGCUGUACCUGUUCCCGUACGCCUACCCGUUGCUGACCGAUCGCAUCGUGGAGUGUUUGCAGCUGGACGCCAACACGAACCACGAGCGGUUCAAGGGCAUCCUGUGCCUGCUGUUCAUCAAGCGCCGCGGUCGGCUGAUAUCGCAGAACAACUGGGAGUAUCUGGCCCGCGUAUGGCCGGCGCUGCUGCGCUCCAAGUUGUCGGAGAAACCGUCGAUCGUGAAGCUGGUGGACGGGCUGAAGAAGAUGAUCGACGGCCAGUCACCGACCUACCUGCUGGAGGUGGACAUUGGCGAGAAGGUGGUGGAGCGUGCCCUCGCCCUGCGUACCCGUGUCGAUGAGCUCGAUCUGGCGGCCGGGCAGGCGGCCAGGGCGCGUGAAAACAAACGCAACAUGGAGCUGUUCCAGCAGCUGAUUGCGGACAUUGUGCAGACGGUCGAAACGAGCAAGCUGCACCUGCGCUACCACUAUCUUGCCUCGGUCAUGCUGAUCAACUUGUGUCACCCGUACGCCGAACAUCCGCCGUCGGUAACGCGGCUCACCGUGCACCACCUCAUACACGACUCGGUGACCGAGCGCAAGCUGGCCAUUCAGCUGCUGCUGGGCAUAUUCCGGCAGCAGAAGCGCCCGCAGAAGAAGUGCGUCAUGAACCCGCUCGAAAUAGUCGCCCGACUGGCCGGGCAGGAUGGCGGCUCGGUUCCGCCCAACCCGGGCUCGAACGUAGCGCCCGGCUAUCGGGACGACAACAUGUGGCUCCAGUACGACGUGGCGCGGGUGCCGAAAAGUCAGGCCGAGUGGGACGAACCGCGCUACAUGUACACGGUCGAGGGGUGCUUCGGCUGGACGCAGGGCUUCAAGAUGUACGCGCCGAGCGCGGAGCAGCCGAAGCUGGACCGCACGGUGGACGAGCUGAGCGAGCACGAGCGUACCAUUUUUGAGUUUUUCGACCAGCAGGAAAACGUCGACACGCUGAUGCGCUUCUGGUCGCUGGAGGAGAAGAAGGGCCGGGACGAGUUCAGCGGGUCGCGCAUGCUGAUGAUCAAGAUGCUGUUUAAGCUGUUCGGCGACCGGCUGCUGGAUCGGUUCCUGUGCCAUAUGAAGCGGCUGAUCGAGGACAAGGCGACCGAAAGCAACCACCGGUGCGCGGUCGAGGUGAUGACGGGCAUAAUGCGCGGCGCCAAGCACUGGCCGUACGAGAAGACGCGCAGCAUGUACGAGCGGCUGGUGCCGCUGAUCCGGCUCGGCAUGCAGAACGUCACGGUCGACACGGACAUGUACUGGGGCAUGUGUUUCGCGACCGCGGCCCAAUCGAUGGACCCGUCCAAGCAGCACUGGCUGCACGAGGUGCUGCUGGAGGAUCCGCUGCAGGAUGCGAACAGCUUCAGCGACUGCAACCGGCUGUACUGUCUGCAGGGCGCGUUCAACCAGCACGUCUGGCGCAUGGCGAGCGUUGCGCACCGGCUGCUGGACUACCUGAAGCCGCACCUGGACCACCCGUUCCAGAGCUUGCGAGAGCGGUUGGGCAACACGCUGAUCAACAUCUUUGAGGGCGAUCUGCGCUUCGAGGGGUAUGAGUGUAGGGCGAUCUCCCCGCAGCGCAGCGAGAUGAUUGCGUACGUGAUGCCAAAGCUUGCCAUCCUGCUGCAGAAGGAUCCGGAACCGCCGAAACCGAAGCUAGCGGCGGCGGGUGAGAUGCAAAUGGAGGUGGAAGGAGGUACGCCCGACGAGGACAGCGAGUAUGUGAAAGCGGUACGACUGUUUAAGACGAUUGCCCACUGGAUCACGUACACCAUCCAUCGGUACUCGAACGGCAACGAGAAGGAGUACUUCGAGCUGCUGCCGAUCGCGUGCCGGCUGGAGCGUUCCGAGCAGGACCAGGAGCUGAGCGAAAUCUGCACACUGCUGCUGGCCUUCAUCUCCCAGGCGCUGACACUGCCCAACUGCAUGGACGUGGCGCUGGCCAAGAUCGACGAGGUGUCGAAGAUGUCGUUCUGGUCGGCCCGGCGUGCCGUGAUCGAUGUGCUGCAGGUGCAGGUCUUCUACAACAUGACCAUCAUCCUGAGCCGGCCCGAAUGGAAGGCGAAGGUGCAGGAGAUUGUGCUGCGGCUGCUGGAGGACAGUGUGGUGGAGGUGCGCGAGAAGGCGGCCGAGGUGCUGUGCGGGCUGGUGCACUGUUCCUUCCUCACUGCGACCGAGGAGCUGCUCGAGCUGUUCAAGCGCAAAUGUCGCACGAAAAUUAUCCGCUCCAAGCGCAUCCGGGUCGAGGCGGCGAGCUGUUCGAGCGAGGUGGCCCGAAAUGAAAAUGCGGAAGCGAAUGCCGUCCUGGCUCGGCAUACCGGUGUCCUCGGACUGUGUGCCUUCAUAUCCGCCUACCCGUACGAAGUGCCUGAGUUUGUGCCGAACGUGUUCGAGCAUCUCGGUGCCCAUCUGAACGAUCCGCAACCAAUACCGGCUACCAUUCGGAAAACGAUGGGCGAUUUCAAGCGCACCCAUCACGACAACUGGGAAGUGCAUCAGCUCAAGUUCACCGAGGAUCAGCUGGCGGUGCUGAGCGAUCUUACGAUUCCUCCGUCGUAUUACGCCUAAAUCGUAAGCACCGCAAAGCUGAGCUUCUGCACUGAACCGCAGAGACGGUUUAUUAUAGGCUUAUAGGUUAUAAAGCGUUACUAUUUCGUAUCGUAGUUUUAGAACUGCCCGCAAAAUCACGCGAGGGAACGACAAUGACCAUGGGAGGUGGUAUUCAAAUUAGUUCUAUACGUUAUUUUCUUUCUAAUGCCUUUCUAAUGCCGAACAUUAGUAGCAGCAGCAGCAGCAGCACACGCCCAGCCAGAUGGGAAUGGCCAGCUGCACAGAAUGUAGGCGAUUUUCCGUCGCCUAAGACACACGUGCUUAUCGCACAAAAAAAAAUAAUAGAAACCGAAACACAGUUCCGUGGAAGGCUGUGUGGGUGGGUGUGUGUGUAUGUGGUUUGUAGAAAAAAGAAGGUGGCAACGGGAUUAGGUCAGCUGACUAUAAACGAUUAUAUAAAGGGAUAAGGUUUAGGCACGGUUACAGAACAACGGUUACGCAUCGUUUUUAGGUUGUGUAUUCAUUAAGCUCGCACGCGUUAUUAGCGUUACACUGUGGCAUUCUAGCGCGACAGCGCGCCAAGACAUUGAUGGUGGUGAUGGAGAAUAAUGCUUUACGGGCACAGGGGACGAGGGGGGCGCAUUCAAUAAAACGGAAGCCAAUCGUAUAUUGGGAGUGAUUUCAACGUAAA